Closterium sp. NIES-67 is the source of this 1138-nucleotide messenger RNA. The record is from the annotation of a GenBank genome assembly. NCBI's taxonomy places the organism in Eukaryota, Viridiplantae, Streptophyta, Zygnematophyceae, Desmidiales, Closteriaceae.
CACUCCCUCUCCCCCCACACCCUCCCCUUACGGCCGAGUGUGCCCCAGGAGGCGGCCGCCGAGGAUGGCUCGGACAAUGAUGGCCCGCUCGCCGGAUAUAUCUUGGUCGACUCAACCCUUCCUUGCUCUCCCUCAGCAGCCCUCGCGCCGACGCCAGGAGCACAAACAACAGCCGGGCAGACGGUCGCCGCCGAUGCCCCAUCCGCGAUGGAAAUCGAACCAGAGGCGGAAGAGGUGUCGUUAGCCUCUCGCAAGCAAGCCUAUAUCCCCCCCCAGCGUCGGUCCCCACCACCCGCUUCUUUGUCCCCCUCCGGUCCACAACCUCUCACCCAGGUCAGGGCCCACGGUGGUUCGCCCACCACGACCAACCAGCCUGCCCUGCUCCCCCUACCCACAGGUGGACAGUCGCAGGGGGCAGAUGGGGAGACGGAGGCGGCAGUUGCCGACCUUCUCAGGAUAUGGGACGCGUCCGCCACCCCCUCUGCGCCCGCUUGUCCAGGUCGGGUGGGGGGGGGCACCGUGGACCCUGCUCCAGACAUCUCCCAUACCCCCCCUUCCCCCCCGUCCACCGCCCUCACACCGGAGCGCAUGCCGGAGCCGAUGUUCUAUGCGUGCGUUGCUGAGACUUUCGGGCACUUGAGCGUGCCACUGCGAGAUUUUCUGGGGCUCUGCUCACAACGCAUAGCGACGCAGCGGCGGGACGCGGGUAGUGGGGAGGAGGCAUCGGCGCGGAUCUUUGAGUGCGCUCUCACCACGCGAGCGCGGGUUGCUGCUUUGUCGUGUCCCUUGGACCCCUCCCUCCUUACAGUCACACCCCUCCUCUCUUCCACCUCUCUCACCUCCCUCUUUCUUUUCCCUUACUCCUAUCUUUCUUGAUCCUCCUACUUCUUCUAUCCUUCUCUUUCUUUCCCUCUCUUUCUACCUUCCCUUCUCUUCUUUUCCUCUCUACUUUCUCUUCUCUUCUUUCCCUUCUCUUCCUAACUUCCAAAAACAUUACUGUGGUCGUAUAGCUCACACCCCUCCUCUCUUCCACCUCUCUCACCUCCCUCUUUCUUUUCCCUUACUCCUAUCUUUCUUGAUCCUCCUACUUCUUCUAUCCUUCUCUUUCUUUCCCUCUCUUUCUACCUUCCCUUCUCUU